CAAAAAUAUUAACCGUAAUAUCGGAGCUGUAUCAAACUGCAUUGCAUUGAACCCACGAGAAUUAUGUGGAAUUGUGUCGAGGAUGUUUUGGCAUUUAGCAUAUCCAUUUCACUCGUGCAUUAGAUUUGAAAGCAUGCAGUUUCCGAUGCAGAGCUUUUUCAGGUCAUAUGUGUCUUUCUAAUCCGUCUUUUCCUCCAACCGUACACACAGCUGUGGGAAACGCUUGUAUGCCCACCGCUGAUGCCAUGUGGUCAAAGCAGCUGUGCAGCUGAUAACCAGUAACAGGCAGAAGACGCCGCGCGAGGCUGCAGCAGGCGUCGCGUCGCGCUGAUAUUUAAACCAUCCACACAUCGCGUAUGCCAGAGAUGCGAGUUGCAGCGGUUUCUGCGCUGAGAACGGAAAGAUGCUUACUUUCCCGAGCCGACGCGUUCACGGAUUGAGCUGGAUUUCAGGGACACACCUGUAGAUUUUUCACCUGCUCUGCAUAAUGCCUUAUCUGAGACAGUUCCUGAUUUUAGUGCUCUUCCUGGGCUCGUUUGGAGAAUGCCGGAGUAAACACAGCACGAGAGAGAGGAGGUGGACAGGAGCUGUGGAAACUCAGAAGCAUGGGACCUCCCUGGCAAAGAAGCCACCGGAUGUGACAAAAUCACGGCGACUGAAAACAGAGCAAUUGUUGAAAGUGGACGACCAUGACUUCACCAUGAGGCCCGCGUUUGGAGGUCCUGCUAUUCCAGUGGGAGUGGAUGUACAAGUGGAAAGCUUGGACAGUAUUUCAGAAGUAGACAUGGACUUCACUAUGACAUUAUACCUGAGACACUACUGGAAGGAUGAGCGCUUGUCUUUCACCAGCACCACAAAUAAAAGCAUGACUUUCGAUGGGCGCUUGGUGAAGAAGAUCUGGGUUCCUGACGUCUUCUUCGUCCACUCUAAAAGAUCUUUUAUUCAUGACACCACCACAGAAAAUAUCAUGCUGAGAGUGUUCCCUGAUGGUCACGUUCUUUACAGCCUGAGGGUCACCGUUACAGCAGCCUGCAACAUGGACUUCAGCCGUUUCCCGCUGGAUUCACAGUCCUGCUCUUUGGAGUUGGAGAGCUACGCCUACACGGAUGAGGAUCUGAUGCUGUACUGGAAAAGUGGAGAUGAGUCUUUGAGUAUAGAUGACAAAAUCUCUCUCUCUCAGUUCCUCAUACAGAAGUUUCACACCACCUCUCGACUGGCUUUCUACAGCAGCACAGGGUGGUACAACCGCCUGUAUAUAAACUUUACUCUUCGCCGCCACAUUUUCUUCUUCCUGCUGCAGACUUAUUUCCCUGCCACACUUAUGGUUAUGUUGUCAUGGGUAUCAUUCUGGAUUGAUCGCAGGGCUGUUCCAGCCAGAGUCUCAUUAGGUAUCACCACGGUGCUCACCAUGUCCACCAUCAUCACUGGGGUGAACGCCUCCAUGCCCAGAGUCUCCUACAUCAAAGCUGUGGACAUUUACCUGUGGGUCAGUUUUGUGUUUGUGUUCCUGUCCGUCUUGGAGUAUGCAGCAGUCAACUAUCUGACCACAGUCCAGGAGAGGAGAGAGCGUAAGCUCAGAGAUCGAGCAGUUAGAGAGCAGUCAUUGCCCUGCACCUGUGGUAUGUCCCACACCAGGACCAUGAUGUUGGAUGGGACCUACAGCGAGGCUGACACCAACAGCUUGGCUGGCUACACAGAAGCUCCCAUGGUUCCCGAUGAAGUGGUGCCAGAGAAGCAGGAGCACAUGGUGGUUCAUCUGUCAGUGAGCAGCGAAUCUACCAACACUAAGAAAAAGGGCAUCCGCGCCUUACGCAUCAUGCAGAACACGCAUGCCAUCGAUAAAUACUCCCGCAUGAUCUUCCCUGGAGCCUAUAUUAUUUUCAACCUUAUUUACUGGUCGGUAUACUGCUGAUCGUUCACCAGCUACAUCCAUCUUUUAUAGUUUUUAUGGACGUUUUUAUACAACCAUCCUUGAUUUUGUGAUGCACAUCAAACAUUGGCGCAUGUGAUACCAAACUGCAGUUAACUUUGUUGUCACUUUUCAUAAGCAAAAAGACUGGCGAAAUGCAAAGUGAAGGCAGGUUAGAAAGCGCUUCGUUUAGGACUUUUCAGGUUUGACAAAUGAACUGUACAACACUUAUCAGAUUUUUUUACAGGCUUAUGUGUUUUCUCUUCAUGUUUUUGUCAUUGAACUAUUAAUGAUAUAGUAUGUACAGAGCAAGAAAGGCUGGUGUUAGCUUCUGUUUUAAAGGUGUACUAAUUAAUUUUUCAACUGUUAUACAGCUAACAAAAAUGAUUUGUUUUAACAAAUAUGGUACACACUCACCAGAUCCAGUCAUAUCGCUGGCUUAGUAAAUGCAGGUGUGAAUACAUAAUGUGGGUUGCCAUGUUGAGAUCAUAUGACUAGCUGUGUUGUGCAAUUUAAUAAGUUAAAACAUUUUUUUAUUUAUAUAGCAUAUAUUUAUACAGUUUAGCAGUGCUCAGGGUGCUCUACGAAAUAAAUAAAUCAGAGAUUAAACUA
Molecule: messenger RNA, 2521 nt
Organism: Carassius carassius (crucian carp)
Lineage: Eukaryota; Metazoa; Chordata; Actinopteri; Cypriniformes; Cyprinidae
Gene: gabrr2a
Product: gamma-aminobutyric acid type A receptor subunit rho2a
Exons: 9
Coding region: 488-1912 (474 amino acids)
Biological process (GO): nervous system process; chemical synaptic transmission; signal transduction
Cellular component (GO): membrane; synapse; neuron projection
Molecular function (GO): GABA-A receptor activity; neurotransmitter receptor activity; extracellular ligand-gated monoatomic ion channel activity
Source: RefSeq, a predicted model, not a curated record